Schistosoma guineensis is the source of this 1256-nucleotide messenger RNA. The record is from the annotation of a GenBank genome assembly. Lineage: Eukaryota; Metazoa; Platyhelminthes; Trematoda; Strigeidida; Schistosomatidae.
AUGUUAUUGACAACAGAUCGGUGUUUUGGAAGUGUUGGACAUGAAUCUGUUCAGCUAGAGUGGAUCAUGGUGGAUGUUCCCUUACUAACUCAUAUAUCUGAAACUACAGACUGCAGCUCAUCUUCCUGCCAGGCAUCAUCUGCUUCAGACGAUUCUGUUCCUGAAGGCUAUUUAAUCUUGACAUUCGAUAAAAAGAAGAAAGCUGUUUUAAAAACCGCUGUGUUUGCAGAUGUUUCGGAUCCUAGAUUUGCAGAUGAUUAUGAAGAUGAUGAUGAAGAUGAAAGUAAUGAUAACUGUUGGCCACUUCAUGAGUCCAAGUUAGCUGUUCACCAGCAGGAAAAUGAUGGCGUACUUGAAAAUGAAGUUACUGACGCCAAAGGUUUUUUGUCGAAACCUCUUGUUAUUUCUACGGAUGCAGCUGACAAAACUUCCUCUUCAUCUUAUACUUCAUGUUACGGCGAAGCCUUUUGGGUUGGUGAAGAUGAGCUAAACGUAAAACAAAAUACUACAAGUUCUUGGGAUCUAUCGCCUGGUAACAAAGUAUCUCAAAGUUUAAUACGUACUAGUCCUUUGACGUGUGAUACUCAUUCAGUAACUCCGACUUCAACUUUACAGUCAUCUACUGAAAGCUGGUCUUUGAGCACACCUCAGUCAACAAUAACUCGACUAACCGGCACUUUCCCUUAUCGCAAAGCUACAUAUCCCAUUAAUCAUCUUGCCAGAAAAUACAACCAUAACACGUUUUCAUCUCACUUCCAGCCUAAAUGGCCUAGAGCAUUUAAUGUCCAUUUAGGUGAUCAUUCCAAAAAGAUGCUCAGGUGUGACCAAUGUGGCAAAUAUUACCGUAAUGAUUAUAGCCUACAUCAUCAUAUUUGCUUAAAGCGCAAAGAUGUGUGGAAGAAAGGUGAUGUGCCUUCUGAAAUGAUUGAUGGUCAAGUUAUGUAUUUUUGUCCCAGUUGCCGUAAACCUUUUAAAUGGCUUGGUAACCUUACACGACAUUUCUAUGUGCAUACAGGUCAAAGAUUCUUUCGGUGUGAUAUUUGUUCUAAAGAAUUUUUCUCUGCUUACCAAGUUAAAAGACAUAUGAAUUCACAUACAGGUGUCCGUUUCAAAUGUGAAGUAUGUGACAAACCUUUUACAUGUAAAUACGCCUGUGCUUGGCAUACUAGACAACAUUAUGCUUAUUCAUUAAAAUAAUAAAUUUUAAGAAUUUCUCUCUGAUUCUUCCAAAUGGAUUUUUAGCAACGAAUAUAUAC